UCUCUCUCUCUCUCUCUCUCUCUCUCGAUGUAGUCGUGUGCGAUUUCUGUUUAUCAAUAGACACACGAUCAAAAAACGCAGUGCGGUCGUGCUUGAUGUCGACGUUGACGAUUGUAUAUAUGUCAAAUCUACGCUGCAAAUUUAUACGUAAUUAACUUCAUAAAUCAGAUAUCAAUUAAUGGUAAUUCACGUAAAAAAUCAUGGCGGGACUAUCAACAUUGAAGGACUCCUCCGCGAUCAUCCCCGCCGAAUCGUGUCUCUUUUUAAAAUGAUCAAUCAUGUGGACUCGAUUAGAUCCGAUUCCUCGAAAUGAGCUCCAAUUUGAUUACCGAUCCGGCAAGGAUCCUCUCCCUAAUCGAGGAACUGUGCGAUCUACCAUAUACGGAGGUGCAACGACGUCUGAACAGAUAUGUGCAGAAUGCAACAAAUGCAAAAUUGGUCUUUCUCAUAUCAAUAUUGAUGGAGUCUGAGGAAAUGAUUAUCCAUGUGAUUGGCGAAGAAAUUUUGGACAGAGAAUUGAGAUUUCUUAUGCCAAAUAAUGUUUUGUAUGAAGCUGUGAUAAAUAAAUCAUCAUCAGUUUUGAGUGUGGCAAAACUUGAUGAAGAAUUAUUGAGAUAUAUUAAUAGAAUAACAGAUGCAACAUCACAGUCCCUCUUAACAAUCCCGAUACAACAUCCUUUUAAACAUUAUACAGUUUUGCUUGUGUGCCUGGUAGAUUAUACGGAUGGAGAUGAAGCUAGACAUGCUUGUACAGAAAUAGUUCAAGAAUGCUUUAGGUUUUGUCUCGGAUAUUUGCUUAGUUCAUUACGUUGCUAUGAAGAAACUCGCAUAAAACAACAAUGUCAAAAUUUAUUAGCUGUUUCUAGGAAACUCUUCACACAUUUAGGAGAUUUCUCUGAUCUCUUGCGUGAGAUUAUGGCAGAAGUCAGAAAAUUAACAAAUGCAGAAAGAUGUUCCUUAUUUCUUUUGGACCCUGAUCAACAGGAUUUAGUUGCAAAAGUAUUUGAUGGCAUUUCCACAAACGAAACUGUAAAUGAAAUGAGAAUUCCUAUUGGGCAAGGUAUAGCUGGUCAUGUUGCAACUACUGGUAAAUUACUUAAUAUCCGAGACGCCUACAAUCAUCCCCUUUUUUAUCGUGGUAUUGAUGAGGCAACAGGUUUUAAGACUAGAAACAUCUUGUGCUUUCCAAUACGGGAUGAGAAAGGGAUUGUUGGAGUGGCUCAACUUUGUAAUAAAAUAAACGGCUUAUAUUUUGAUGCCUUUGAUGAACAGAUCGCGACGGCGUUUAGCAUUUAUUGUGGUAUAUCUAUAAUGCAUAGUAUUGUUUAUAAAAAGAUGCAAGAUGCUCAAGCUCGAAAUAAGCUUAGCAACGAAAUAAUGAUGUAUCACAUGAAGGUAGAAGAAUCUGCUGUGCAAGCAUUGUUGAAUUGCAGAGAUGAUCACAAUAUUAAAGAUUUUAAUAAAUUCCACUUUAGUCCAAGGAGUGUACCUUACAAACAUAUGCCUUGCUACACCAUUAAAAUGUUCACAGAUUUAUCUUUCCUUAAGUAUUGGAGAAUUAAAAUGUCGACACUUGCAAGAUUUAUAUUAUAUGUUAAGAAAGGCUACAGAGAUGCGCCUUAUCAUAAUUGGACACACGCAUUUUCUGUGGCACAUUUUGCAUAUUUAUUAAUAAAAAAUAUGCAACUUAUUGAGGAAAAUUAUAUGACACCUUUACAAGCUUUGGUGUUUCUUGUAUCAUGCUUGUGUCAUGAUAUAGAUCAUAGAGGAACUAAUAACUCAUUUCAAACUUUGUGUGGUACUGUAUUAGCGAGUCUUUAUAGCUCAGAAGGAUCUGUUAUGGAGAGACAUCAUCUAGCUCAAACAAUGUGUAUUUUAAACACUGAAGGCUGCAAUAUAUUUGAAAGUUUGGAUAGUGAUGAUUAUAGCAAAGCUUUGGAUUUGUUAAGGAGCAAUAUACUUGCAACUGAUUUAGCUUCUCAUUUUCGGAGCAUAAAUAAGCAAGAGAAAAUGAUAUGCAAUAAAUAUAACAAAGAUGACGCAAAACAACAAAAGUUGUUAUUUGAAAUGCUUAUGACUUGUUGUGAUCUUAGCGAUCAAACCAAAGAUUGGAAAGUUUCAAAGAAAACAGCAGAACAGAUAUUUGAUGAAUUCUUUUCACAAGGAGAUCUAGAAAAGAGUAUGGGCAAUGCGCCUGUAGAAAUGAUGGAUAGAGAACGUGCGUCCAUUCCUGAUCUCCAAAUACAAUUCAUUACUAAUCUAGUCAUUCCUCUUUUUACUAAUUUGUCAUUAUUAUUCCCAUCGGCACAACCAUUGGUCCAUAUAUUAGAACACAACCGUUCACUAUGGGAAGUGGCUAAGACUGUAUUUCAUAAAUACUCCAUGUCUGGAACAAAAGGAAUAGACAUUUUGCUUGAUCCCAACUUUGAAGAUGAGGUACUUAAAACAUUUGCUCAAGGAAGUUCCAUGAAAAAUUCUGAUAAAUGCGGAGGAAGCAAAGAGUGACACAUAAAAUAAUAUUUGAGAGAAAGAAAGAGAGAGAAAAGAGUUAAUAACAUUCAACUUCAAAUUUUACUGUAAAUUUUAAUGUAAG
Messenger RNA from Camponotus floridanus (Florida carpenter ant), 2593 nucleotides. RefSeq names its product cGMP-dependent 3',5'-cyclic phosphodiesterase. Bases 310 to 2505 code for a protein of 731 amino acids. Lineage: Eukaryota; Metazoa; Arthropoda; Insecta; Hymenoptera; Formicidae. The transcript has 12 exons. Gene Ontology annotation, molecular function: 3',5'-cyclic-AMP phosphodiesterase activity; 3',5'-cGMP-stimulated cyclic-nucleotide phosphodiesterase activity; protein homodimerization activity. Gene Ontology annotation, biological process: cGMP catabolic process; positive regulation of gene expression; regulation of mitochondrion organization. The record is from RefSeq and is a predicted model, not a curated record. Gene Ontology annotation, cellular component: nucleus; mitochondrial inner membrane; synaptic membrane.